Paramecium pentaurelia is the source of this 864-nucleotide messenger RNA. The record is from the annotation of a GenBank genome assembly. Lineage: Eukaryota; Ciliophora; Oligohymenophorea; Peniculida; Parameciidae.
AUGAAAUUCUUGGCCUUAGUAUCUGGUGGAAAAGAUUCUAUUUUCAAUAUCAUUCGAUGUAUUCAAGAAGGCCAUGAGCUAGUUUUAUUAGUCAAUCUUUACCCUAAAAGUAAUAUUUUAUCAAUAAUAUAAAUAGAUAUAGGCAAGGAGGCAGAUAGUUUUAUGUAUCAAAGUGUUGGAACCAACAUAAUUGAUGCUAUAUCUUAAGCUCUAGAUAAACCAUUAUUGAAAAGAGAAAUUGUAGGGAAACCAAAAGUCACAAACUUAGAUUAUCAAAGUAAUAAAGAAGAAAGAGAAGGAGAUGAAGUGGAAGAUCUAUUUUUAGUAUUAAAAGAAGCAUAAUCUUUGUAUCCAAACAUCAAAGGUGUUAGUUCAGGAGCCAUAGCUUCAACAUAUCAAAAGUUAAGAGUUGAAGAUUGGUAUCUAUUUUAAAAUAAAAUCAAAUAGUUGUCAAAGGUUAGGAUUAAUCUCUUUGGCUUAUUUAUGGAAUCAAGAUUAAUUUAGUUUAUUAGAUUAGAUGUUGUAGAACAAUAUGAACAUAAUAUUAAUUAAGAUAGCUGCUUUAGGUUUGACAGAAAAACAUUUAGGAAAAUCUAUUUAAGAAUUGUAUGAACAUUUUAAAGGAAUUGUAAAGAAUUAUAAAUAAUUUUAGCAUGAGAAAUUUGGAUUUCACCCAUGUGGAGAAGGGGGAGAAUUUGAAAGUUUUGUUUUAGAUUGUCCAUUGUAUAAAAAAAGAAUAUAGAUGUACUUAUUAUAAUUAUAAAAUUUAGUAAUGAAAGUGAGGUUAUUUGUCAUGAAAAUAAUUCUGUUGCACCUGUGUUUUAUUUAUUAAUAAAAAGUUAUUCAUUAAUUGAGAAGGAUUGA